Iphiclides podalirius (scarce swallowtail) is the source of this 1158-nucleotide messenger RNA. NCBI's taxonomy places the organism in Eukaryota, Metazoa, Arthropoda, Insecta, Lepidoptera, Papilionidae. The record is from the annotation of a GenBank genome assembly.
AUGGCCAUAGUACAAUUACUAAUGGCGAUGGACGAUAGAAACGGUGUUGAGGAUUUUAAAAUCAUUUACAUGGCACCUAUAAAAGCGUUGUGCACCGAAAGACUGACGGAAUGGUAUCCAAAAUUUACGAAACUAAAUCUGCUUUGCAUCGAAGUGACCGGGGACACUGAUGUCGAUUUCUCUCAAUUGAAACCUUACAGGAUCAUAAUCACCACGCCGGAGAAAUGGGACAUGCUGACGCGCCGCUGGCGUGACAACAGAGCCAUGGUAGAGUUGAUCAAGCUGUUCCUCAUCGACGAGGUGCACAUCCUUAACGAGCCCACCCGGGGGCCAGUGCUGGAGGCGGUUGUCAGCCGAAUGAAGGCCGUCCAAACAUCGAUGCAGUCCGCCCAUCGCAUUGAGCAACUACAGAAGUUGAGCAGAACGAAUGGGAAUUCUAAGGAAAUUGUCACGCCCGCGCCUAAAAUUAGAUUUGUGGCAGUGUCGGCCACUAUUAGUAAUCCCGAAGAUGUCGCCGAAUGGCUCGGCACUAGCGACAAGCCUGCUGUAUAUUACAAGUUCGGUGACGAAUGUCGCCCGGUGAAGUUGAAACGGGUGGUAGAAGGUUACCCCUGUCCAGAGGGAACCAGUAUAUUCAAAUUCGACAUAAUUCUCAACUACAAACUCUGGCCCAUAAUUCAGAAGUACCACAGCGGGAAGCCCACACUGAUAUUCUGCAAUACACGUAAGAGCGUACUGCUAACAGCGGAGACUUUGUCCCGUGAGAUCACAAUCAACUUUAGCCCAGAACAGAGGGCGAAGCUCGUGGCUGUGGCUUCGGUUAUCAAGAACAAAAAAGUCCAGUCCCUCGUGACAUGUGGGGUUGGUUGCCAUCACGCCGGUUUGCUUUUCGAGGAGAGAACCAAUAUAGAGCAGGCUUUCCGGAAAGGCGAUCUUCCGAUACUAAUAACUACGACCACUCUAGCAAUGGGCGUCAAUUUGCCGGCCCAUCUUGUUAUAAUUAAGAAUACUCAGCAAUACGUGAACGGGGCAUAUCAGGAGUACAGUAUAAGCACAGUGCUGCAAAUGGUGGGUAGAGCAGGGCGUCCCCAGUUCGACACCGAAGCGACCGCCGUCAUCAUGACCCGCCUCGCCGAUAAGGUGAGCACAUCUUCGUUC